Molecule: messenger RNA, 348 nt
Organism: Volvox carteri f. nagariensis
Lineage: Eukaryota; Viridiplantae; Chlorophyta; Chlorophyceae; Chlamydomonadales; Volvocaceae
Exons: 5
Coding region: 1-348 (115 amino acids)
Source: RefSeq, a predicted model, not a curated record
AUGCCGCAAGAUGGUCGACGUGCUUCGGGUACUGAGUCCACGGGCCAGCCAAGCGAUGCAGCUGUCGACUACAAGACCGAAAACGCCAAAGCACGACCCACGUUUUGCAAUCUGAACCUGAAAGGUCACAACUGCGUGUGCCCCCAAGUCCGGGGAAUCACGCUGAUGCUGGUGCUGGCGCUUUACCUUGCCGAGGAAGGGCCCCCCCCCCCCCGUGGCGCGUGGCACAUGCCCCAGGCGGACCUCCCACUUCCCCUCGCCCCGCCACCUGCCAACCUAGUCAGCCGGGGGCGUGGAGCCGUACAGCCAGCAUCACCACCACUGGCCGUCAACCUGCCGCUGCCAUGA